Molecule: messenger RNA, 897 nt
Organism: Pelobates fuscus (common spadefoot toad)
Lineage: Eukaryota; Metazoa; Chordata; Amphibia; Anura; Pelobatidae
Product: eukaryotic translation initiation factor 1-like
Exons: 4
Coding region: 353-778 (141 amino acids)
Biological process (GO): translational initiation
Cellular component (GO): eukaryotic 43S preinitiation complex
Molecular function (GO): RNA binding; translation initiation factor activity; ribosomal small subunit binding
Source: RefSeq, a predicted model, not a curated record
UGAUGUUAGCGCCUGGCGCUGGGUGAACAGGACAUGCCAGGCACCCGUGAGGGACAGGUUCAGAUUAGUAGGGCUUGGCGGGAUCCUCCACAGACCUCAGUGCUGUACUCUCACGCAUGCACGGGAGUUCAGCAGUGACGUCUGCCCCGGUGUCUGAAGAGGACCCGUCAGGAGAAGAUGGUGGUGCCCAUGAUGGACAGGUUCAGACCCGUCUGCUAACAGAUGAUUCUAUCCACAUACACUGAUCAGCCACAACAAUAAAAACACUGACAGGUGAAGUGAAAAACAUUGAUUAUAUUGUUACAAUCCCACCUGUCAAGGUGUGGGAUAUAUUAGGCAGUUCUUGAAUUUCAUGGAAGCAGUAAAAAUGGAGAAGAAAAAAGAACUGAGUGACUUUGACAAGGGCCAAAUAGAGAUGGCUAGACGGCUGGGUCUGAGUGUCUCCAGGACGGCAAGUCUUGUGGGGUGUUCCAAGCAUACAGUGAUUAGUAACUUCCAAAAGGGGCGCAAGGACGUACAACCGGUGAUCAGUGUAAAGCUUCAACAAAGGAACGGCAGGAAAACUCUUACAAAUAUUCAAGGGAUUCCUGAUGAACACGAUAAGAAAAAACUAGUUCAAGCAUUCAAAGAGAAAUUUGCUUGUGACGGUGCUGUGGUUGAACAUCCAAUAUUUGGAGAGAUGAUCCAGCUUCCGGGAGAUCAACGCAAGAAUGCUUGCCAGUUCCUUGUAGAGAUUGGACUUGCCAAGGAUGACCAAUUGAAUGUUGUUGAGUCUUAAGCUGCAAAACCUAUUGUCUGCAUCUAAAAUUAAAGCACUUCCUCUGGCAUAAAAAACAAACCCUUCUUGUCUCAAGUUUAAAACUUGGCUAUUGAAAUGCUGCCCCUUUGAGGACUGUA